Molecule: messenger RNA, 218 nt
Organism: Caenorhabditis elegans
Lineage: Eukaryota; Metazoa; Nematoda; Chromadorea; Rhabditida; Rhabditidae
Source: the annotation of a RefSeq genome assembly
AUUAGGUCUCCAAAUAAGUUCCGGGUCAAAAAUCAUAACUUUUUUUGCCUUUUAUAGAUUUUUUUGAAACUUUGGGAAUUUAUGUUAUCAACUAUGACCUUUCAUUUUGAAAUGGUCACAAAAUUUUUUGACCACCCGGAGUGCCCUAACUCGGAGCCAUUUUUUUCAGGCAUUUUUCUGAUCUCGCUUCUUUGCAGCUUUGAACUAAGGUUUGUGUG